This is a messenger RNA of Jaminaea rosea, 1813 nucleotides long. RefSeq names its product voltage-gated potassium channel. The transcript has 3 exons. The record is from RefSeq and is a predicted model, not a curated record. Gene Ontology annotation, biological process: potassium ion transmembrane transport; stabilization of membrane potential. Gene Ontology annotation, molecular function: potassium ion leak channel activity. Bases 41 to 1696 code for a protein of 551 amino acids. Lineage: Eukaryota; Fungi; Basidiomycota; Exobasidiomycetes; Microstromatales. Gene Ontology annotation, cellular component: membrane.
GCUCACCAUCUCUCAUCCUCCACGCUGCGCCCAGCUCACGAUGACAUGGCUCAAAGAUGCUCGCAAGAGCAUCAUAAAUGGAGCACCUCUCAUGUCAGCCCUCAUUGCGCCAUUUGCCACGCUCUACGACAUUCCUGCUUUGACUCAGCCUUGGUACACGCUCAAUGGGAUCAAGAUUCAGGAUCCACAGGCAUCCCUCAUCCUCUCGGCCAUCAGUCUUGCUUGCAGUGUUGCGGCUAAUUCGCUGCUGGCUCUGCGCUUCACUGUGCGCUCACCCGAUCGAUGGCGCCACGCUUCGACGGCGUCGACGGGCAUCUGGCUCCUCAAGACGACGCUCGGCGUAGCCAACCUCAUCACAUUUGGUGCCACCAGACGUAAUGGUGCUGGCUUUGCGUAUGAUGAGGGCUUCUUCUGCUGCAUCAUGUCCACCGUUUUAAGCGGCAUUCUCACCUCCCUCCUCCUCACCCACAUGAUCGACAUGCUCGUCCGUCAGCGGCAACACGCCCCAGGUCAGCUCCAUUUAGACGGCCGUGUCUUCUUACUGGCUGAGCUGGCCCUGGUAGCAUUGAUAGCCCUUGAGGCCCUCAUCUUCAGCCGCAUCGAGCACUGGUCUUACCUCGACGGCCUCUACUUCAGCGUCGUCACGCUGCUCACCAUUGGAUUUGGCGACUUCUCUCCUUCCACCACGGCAGGAAAAAUCCUCGUCUUCCCCUUUGCAAUCGCAGGCAUCGCACUUCUUGCCAAUCAAAUUUCACUUAUCGUCUCGGUAUCGACGCGCAACAUGGCAAAGUACCGUAGACAGCUACAUGCCAUCGAAGAAGCAACCGUCGCGGACCUCGUCAAGAGGGACAACGAGCCCUAUCUCCAGGCGGAAGCCCGUCGUCUCCACCACAUCACCACGCAACAACGCGGCGCCCAGGAUCUCGUCGAUCUAGGCGCCUCCUUUGCCGUCCUCGUCGUCUUCUGGCUCGUGUCCGCCGCCAUCUACCACGCAGCUGAAGGCUGGCCAUUCGGGGAUGCCCUCUACUUCUCCUACAUCUUCUUUCUCUCGAUCGGCUACGGUGACUACUCACCGAGUUCCCCGGCAGGAAAGACAGUCUUCGUCUUUUGGGCGCUGGUGGCCGUGCCCAUCAUGACCAACUUUGUCGUCACGGCGAUCCAGUCCUUGGUGACUCACUUUUCCCGCUUCCUCACGUCAAAGACCAGCGAGAAAAGGGAAGAGUGGGAAGAGGUCAUGGCCGACUACUUUGUGCCGCAUCCUGCCCUCAUCUCGCAGGCAAAGGAGCGACUCGACGUGCUGCUGCAGGAGGAUCUGGAUGUCUGCGAGCGUUGUAGCAGUCGCGAGGAUCUCAUUGUGGUGUCGCGCAGCGAUUUGCGAGCUGCCCUCGACGAGUCGUUGAUCCUGGAAUCACGGGGCCGCUCAAUCCUCGUGGACCAAAUGAAGGCAGGCAGUACGGCUUGGUUGCUCUUGCAGGCUGACCGGAACAUUCAAGAACGUUACCUCAGCGAUGUGGGACGCAAAGAUGAAGUCAAGGAGGCAAGGCAGGAGGCGGCAGACGAAGAUAUCCUCGACCGCAUCGCAGCCUAUCGUCAAUCGUGGGCGAGGUGGCUCGUGCUGGGUGGUCGACUGAUGAAACUCGACGAGAAGGGCUUGAGUGCGUGGGAGAGGAGAGAGCUGCGCGAAAGAGACGCGUGACGCGUGUAGUAUAGACUGCGAUCGGGUAUCGUUUCAAUGUAGCUCUAGGACCCUUCUCUACAGGACUUGUAAUCGAUCAUCUCACGCCCGCAGCCAGCUCUGCCACGGCUGACUAUC